This is a messenger RNA of Hylaeus anthracinus, 1818 nucleotides long. Its product is annotated as semaphorin-1A-like. The transcript has 6 exons. Gene Ontology annotation, biological process: semaphorin-plexin signaling pathway; negative regulation of axon extension involved in axon guidance; neural crest cell migration. Gene Ontology annotation, molecular function: semaphorin receptor binding; chemorepellent activity. NCBI's taxonomy places the organism in Eukaryota, Metazoa, Arthropoda, Insecta, Hymenoptera, Colletidae. The record is from RefSeq and is a predicted model, not a curated record. Bases 681 to 1145 code for a protein of 154 amino acids.
AAGGUGUUUGAUUGAAACGCGUACUGUGGCGCGCACCGUAGGUAUCGAAGAAUCGUCGUCGGCGUCGAAGGCUGAAGAAGGGACCGAAGAAUGGUCGGAAAGGACAAGCGCGGUGGGGUGAACGGUUCACUGUGGAGACGGGUGGGGAUCGCGGGCGAAGAAGUGGGGUACAGCGGGAAAUAGAGCCGGUAGUGGCGGCAGUUGCGUCUCGAGCAGCGCGCGUGUUGUUUCGUUCCGUCCUGUGCGUGUAGCUUCUCGCGACAGCUACCGAGGCUUUUACGUGCCGACGAAACUCGUUUCUUUUUUUUGUUUUUGUGCCGCGAUUCGCGCCCACGCGGCGUCGCAACGGAAACCGUAUUAACGUGGGACGUCCUAUAAACAGGGCAGUGGUGGUCCCGGUGGUGUUUUCAGUGUUACAUUUCUGUGCAAACGUUCGUUUAUGUUACGAGAAUCAGUUUCUUGACGCGUGAGGUGUUUACCAGGAGAUAGUUGUCGGUAGACAUCCAUUGGGAAUUUUCUGUGUGUUACUUGUUCACGCCGGAGGAUUGUUAAUUGUGUCCGAAUACGUGUCCGCACCGAUCCCAGUCUACGUUUUUGGAAUGACGAUCGGAGCGGCGAUGUCGAGGAUUGACAGCUACCGCUGAUUCAUAAGAUACCCUGCAGGGCCACUCGCUACCAAAAUGAGCACAUCGUUGCGAAUUUUGGCGCUAAUCAGCUUAGCCGCGCAGAACGUGGCUUGGCCGCAAGAUCCCGUUCCUAAACUGCACGUCAAAUAUCGCGAGGUGAUUGGCCAGCGGUUCCUGGGAAACGAGAGCCACGUGGAGCACUUCAAGCUCCUGGAGCGCGCGACCACUUCCAUCCUGAUUGGCGCCAGGAACGCCAUUUACAACAUAAGUCUGCACGACCUAGCGGAGAUCGUCGAUCAGAGGUUGCAGUGGUCCAGCAGCGGGGCGCAUCGUGAACUUUGUUAUCUGAAAGGGCGUAGCGAGGACGAGUGCCAGAAUUAUGUACGUGUAUUUGGCAGACAAGGGCCUGAUCGAUUUCUCGUUUGUGGAACGAACGCGUACAAGCCGCUGUGCAGACAAUUCACCAUCAAGGUAUGUAUAGCCAAUUCAUACAACUUCAUUAAGCCUGGAAUAAUAUAGGGUAAGUGUUUUACCAUGAAUAUUACUGUAAACGAUUUUUUUAUAAAACCCAAAUGGUUUGGAAUACAUCUGAUUUGUUUAGCUAAGAAAAAAAGUACAUAUGAUUAUAAUUGAACGUGAAAGAUGAUGAUCCUUUCAGUGUUCAGUACACUACGCUGCCAGCAGGUGUAUCUUGUUAUUAAGAAAUCAAAUCUUCAGCUGCACUUGGUAAAUCCCUUCUUUGAAAACAUGUUGUAAAAUUAAAUGCUAUGCUGUGUCUUGUAUCCGAAAAAAUUAAUGAAUAUACGUAUAUUUAUAAUUAAAACUUGAUGAAAAGUAACCGAAUAAACGAGAUAGUUGUGUGUUAAAUUUGCUAACAGUUACCUGUGGCGAAGGUUGAUCAACUUUGAUCCAUACUCGUUUUCAUAAAAUCACUCGUAAAAUGAGGUAUAGAGGGAAGAUUGUUUUUUUUAAUUUACUGUACAAUGAAAACUAUCCUGACUGAAUAAUUACUUAUUGAAUAUAUAGUUCUGUUAGCUCAGAAAUAUUAGUUGGAGAUACGCAUUUUACCAUUGACAUUGUUUUCCUAAAUAAACGAAAAUCUUCGUUCUUGCUUAGUACCUAAACAAAUUUAAUCAAUCACCUGAAAAAAAAACGUCGAACUUUAUAGUCCUACGAUUUUGUGAAAUAUAGC